Messenger RNA from Carcharodon carcharias (great white shark), 1059 nucleotides. Its product is annotated as leucine-rich repeat and IQ domain-containing protein 3-like. Bases 12 to 1046 code for a protein of 344 amino acids. NCBI's taxonomy places the organism in Eukaryota, Metazoa, Chordata, Chondrichthyes, Lamniformes, Lamnidae. The transcript has 7 exons. The record is from RefSeq and is a predicted model, not a curated record. Gene Ontology annotation, molecular function: protein binding.
GCGAGGCUGACAUGGCGGCUUUUGGAAACGGCCUAAAUGGGGAAUGCAGCAAGACCUCCUCAUAUCUGAGGCUAGACAGAAGUCACCUUGUGUCUCCUUCGAAAUCAUUAAUCCUGUCCUGCGGAGAGAUGGACAGUGUGUUCAAAGAGAAGAAACUGGAGAAGAUUGCGGUGGUAAACUUAUCUGGACAUUAUCUGAAAAACCUGGGCAACUUGUCUAAUUGUUCUGCUCUGAAGAUUUGCAUCCUGCCCAGGAAUUACAUCACUAAAAUUGAUGCUCUCGCAAACUGUCCCAAUUUAAUCAAGCUGGAUCUCCAUGGAAACCAUAUUACCAAUCUCCCAGAUGAAUACUUUUGGUCUGAAAUGAAGUGCCUGCAGAUCCUCUAUCUCCAUGACAACAUCAUUGGAGACAUGAAUAGUGUCAAAUCACUGUUUCCCUGUCCAAGCCUUGUCGUUCUGACCCUGUUUGACACACCAGUUAGCCUUGUCCCAAGAUAUCGGCAUCGCGUUGUCAACUACAUCUGGUCUCUCAAAGCCUUGGAUAACUUUGUCAUUGCAGAUGAGGAAGUCAUUGAGGAUUGUCGGAAUAGGAAAAAAUUCAAAGCUUUAAGUCCAUAUUUCUUUAUUCAUCUCACUGUACCUCCACAGACCUCAAGCUGGCAGGAUGAGUUGAAGCAAAUUAGGGAUCUCGUCUCUACCAUCAACAACAUUCUUGCCCAUCACUCUGCAGUGCUCAUCCUUCAGCGAUGGUCCCGUGGAUUCUUGACCAGAAGAAAGUUGAGAGCUGCCUCAGCUGCACAUCAGCAAAAAGGUUUGCCAAGUAAAGAGAUGAAUGCAGAGUUAUGUAGCUGGGGUAUCCACGUACUGGAGGAUGGCAGUAUAUGGGCAGCAGGAAGCAGCAACAAGCAGGAUGAUCAAUGCAGUGCCGUCCAUUUAGAGAUAGAUAAAAACAAACUGAACAUUAAGUUGCUGGAGACUGCGCACGUCUUUUAUGAAUGGUCCUCCGGCCCAGGCAGAAACAGGUCCAACGCUCACUUGAAGGAAUAAUACCUCACUGUGC